Molecule: messenger RNA, 699 nt
Organism: Arachis ipaensis
Lineage: Eukaryota; Viridiplantae; Streptophyta; Magnoliopsida; Fabales; Fabaceae
Source: RefSeq, a predicted model, not a curated record
CAUUGAUCCUAAUCAUUCUUCUGUCAUCGGUUUGAAUAAUUACGCGUUUUCCACGGGGUUAGGCGGUGGUGGUGGUUGUGCAAUCGAGGGGAUAAGCUCCGCCAUGAACGCUCAUCAUCAUGGUAGUAGUAACAUUGCUUCUUCUAUUGAGUCGUUGAGUUCUAUGAACCAGGACUUGCACUGGAAGCUACAACAGCAAAGGUUGGCCAUGCUUUUUGGCGGUGGUGGCAGCGGAGAUGAUGUCAACAAUAAUCAACAAAAAGACGUUGCUGGUGGCGGCGGCGGCGGCGAACUCGAGAAGCCGCAACCGAUUUUGUUUCAGAAUCUUGACAGUUCUUCAAUCAACAGAAAAGAAGAAAAUUCCGUAACUGCCCCAACUGAGUGGUUCUUUGGAAACUCUUAUCCCUCGGUGAAUCCUACACCAACCACAAGUACCGGCGGUGGCAGCGGCGGCGGCGGUGCCGCCGGCAAUGAUAACGGAAUGAAUUGGGUUGGUGUUGGUUGGGGUGACGUGCAGCAUCAAUACAGUGCUUUGCCCUAGCUAGCCAGCUCUUUGUUCAGAGGAAAAUGGAAAUCAAAUUAAUUAAGAGGUAGACUUUUUUUUUCUUUUAAUAUUUUUUUUCUACUAUCUUGGAAGAAAUUAUUAAUAGGUUGACUGUGAUAAUUGUCUUAAAUUAAAUUAUUAAACUCCUUUAGCUA